This is a messenger RNA of Drosophila elegans, 845 nucleotides long. Its product is annotated as thioredoxin-1. The record is from RefSeq and is a predicted model, not a curated record. The transcript has a single exon. The coding region runs from base 6 to 437 and encodes 143 amino acids. Lineage: Eukaryota; Metazoa; Arthropoda; Insecta; Diptera; Drosophilidae.
CGACCAUGCCUCCAGUGCAAAAAUCAAAUUCGAAGGAUCGACACUUUGUCCGCAAAGAUCUUAAAUUGCAGUUUCAACACCUUUCAACACCGAACCAUCCAUCAUCCGCAAUAAUGGCAGCCAUUCGCACCAUGACCGAUUACCACAAGAGGAUCGAGGCGGCCAGUGACAAACUGAUUGUCCUGGAUUUCUAUGCCAAUUGGUGCGGCCCCUGCAAGGAUAUGGAAAGUACGGUGAAAUCGCUGGCCAGGAAGUACUCGACCAAGGCCGUGGUCCUCAAGAUCGAUGUGGACAAGUUUGAGGAGUUGACGGAGCGCUACAAGGUGCGCAGCAUGCCCACCUUCGUUUUCAUCAAGAACAAUCGCCGUUUGGCAUCUUUUUCUGGCGCCGAUGACCAUAAGCUCACCGACAUGAUGGCCAAGUUGGUAAAAACCUAGAAAACAUUGAACAAGCAGUGAACAAUCAUUACUCGGAGCAGGCUCUCAACUAGAUUUUAACCCACAAAAAUGUGUUCUUUUUGUAUUCGUCUUAACUAUUGUCAUGUAUCAUUGUUUAGCUCGUAAGCGAUGUGGGAGUAGGAGAUGCGCGUGUGGUCAUUAAAAUAAGAUUACUAUAAAGAAAAAAGUGUUAAACCAGCAAAGAAAAACAACCUAACCUCAAUCUUGAUGUACUUAUAUGUAUGCUUUAGGGCGUGGAGGCGUGUCUGCGACAUAACCUCUUAGGUCUGAGAAUUGUAUUCCGUUUUAAACUCAACUCGAAAUGCCUUUUGGACAAUCAAUAAUAGCUUUAAGGUUAGGCACUUAGCAAUUCGAUCAAUAAAUUGUAACCACUUUGACUAAAAUUUA